ACUCAAGGCGAGGAAGAGCCUCGCAGGUCACUGCGUAAAAAGAAGGCACGGAGGGCACCAAUGCUGCAUCCAAGCGCAAUACUUUUAUUUGUCUUAUCUUUUUAAAGUCGCUUGAGAAACUCAAUGUCUGUGCUCGGUUAUCAAGACUGACAGUUGGGCUUUGUAUUUUAUUUUACAAUUACUUUUUGUUUUGUUUUGAACAAUUUCAUAUUUUCGGAUCUGAAAUGGGCACCCGAUUCGGGUGGUUCCUCUUUGCCCUUUCAAUGGCGCUCUCAUUCGGGCAGGACGCGGGCACCAAAGCCACAGAAGAGGACAUCCCGGAGGGCGCUUCUACCCUCGCAUUCGUGUUUGACGUGACCGGCUCCAUGUACGACGACCUGGUCCAAGUUAUACAGGGGGCGUCCAAGAUUCUGGAGACAUCCUUGAGUAGACCGAAUCGACCGCUCUACAACUUCGCUCUGGUCCCCUUCCAUGACCCAGAAAUUGGACCGGUAACAAUCACAACAGACCCGAAGAAAUUCCAGUAUGAGCUGAGGGAGCUGUACGUUCAGGGUGGUGGCGACUGUCCAGAAAUGAGCAUUGGUGCGAUAAAAAUUGCCCUGGAGAUCUCACUGCCUGGAUCCUUCAUUUACGUCUUUACAGAUGCCCGGUCCAAAGAUUACAAGCUCACCUAUGAUGUCCUUCAACUCAUCCAGCAGAAACAGUCCCAGGUUGUGUUUGUGUUGACGGGGGACUGUGAUGACAGGACUCACAUUGGCUACAAGGCUUAUGAGGAAAUCGCCUCCACGAGCUCGGGACAGGUCUUCCAUCUAGACAAGAAACAGGUCAAUGAGGUUUUGAAAUGGGUGGAGGAGGCUGUGCAGUCCUCAAAGGUCCACCUGCUGUCAACUGAUCACUUCGCUGGAGUCAGCAACACUUGGCAGAUCCCCUUUGACCCCAGUCUCAAGGAAGUCACUGUUUCCCUCAGUGGCCCCACACCAGACAUCCAGAUUAUAAACCCCCAGGGGAGGAUCAUGGGGAAGAGUGAUGGUCUGACUGAGCUGUUGCACAUUCCCAACUCUGCCAAAGUUGUCAACAUCAAGGACCCGCAGACCGGGUUAUGGACUAUCAAGACUUCUAGCGAAGGAAGACACUCUGUUCGAAUCUCAGGUCGCAGCAGUAUAGACUUCCGAGCUGGGUUCUCUCGAAAGCCCAUUGUGGAUUUCAAAAAGACAGUCAGUCGCCCAGUCCAAGGUAUUCCCACCCACAUCCUCCUGAACACAACAGGUCUUUCUCCACCUGCUCGGGCUGACAGGCUUGAGCUCUUGGCAAUCACAGGCAAAGUUAUUAAAACUCUGCCAAUCCGCUACUACCCUGAACGCCAACCAUACAGCCUCUGGAACGUCACCGAUUUGAUUCCACCAAAUGAAGCGUUUUUUCUGCGGCUGACAGGAUAUGACCGGGACGGUUUUGUGUUCCAGAGAGUUUCCAGUGUGUCCUUUUCAAGUAUUAUCCCAGAUGCCCCAAAAGUGCUGAUGCUAGCAACUACGCAUGGUUAUUAUCUCCAGAAAGGGGCUGUUAGAUGUCAAGUGGAAAGCCUGAUUCCCUUCACGCUUCGCUUCAGCAGGGAUGGAAGACGACUUGGGGUGGAUCAGCUAUUCAGUGAGUCUGACACGGCAUCAUGGGAGAUAGAAGAGGUAACUUUAAAGGAUGAAGGAUACUAUGAGUGCAUUGCUGUCAACAGUGCUGGGACAGGACGAGCUCGCACCUUCCUGGAUGUAUCAGAGCCACCUCCCGCCAUCACAGUUCAAGCCAAUGUAACAGCUUCUCCGGGAUCCCAAGCUGUCCUCACCUGCCAUGUUGUCAGCACAGUCAGCUUCAACCUGACGUGGCUGAGAGAGGGUCUCGAUGCCCGCUUGGACCCACGGGUACACAUCUUGACUGACCUCUCGCUUCAAGUAUCUGCUGUUACGCCAGAUCACUCAGGCUGGUAUGAGUGUAUUGCUGUAAAUGAAGGAGGGAUGACAGCAGAGCGAGUGAAACUCAUUGUGCAAGAGGUGCCUAGAGUCUCAGUAGAGCCUCGGAACCAGACGUUUAUAACAGGAGAAGAGGUGAAGAUCAAAUGCUUGGCCAGCGGCUACCCUCCACCCCUUUUGGCCUGGACACACAAUGGCUUGUUUAUCAUGGCAUCGAGCAGACACAGAAUGACAGCUGAUGGCAUGCUAUCAAUAAGAAAUGUGGAGAAGAGGGAUGAAGGUGCUUAUGGCUGCUUGGCGAGCAACCAAGCUGGAACUGACGCAAUGGUUUCCGUCCUCACUUACAUUGAAUCUCCUGUGGUGACAGUGGCUGUUGAUGAGAUUCUCACUGGCAGGGGAGAAAGCACCACGAUGGCCUGUUCUGCAUCUGGAAUCCCUCAGCCAGAAAUCUGGUGGUACAAAGGGGAUGUAAAAUUGCAAUCAACGUCUUCAGUGGACAUCGAUGCACUGGGAGGUAUAAUGACCAUCGAGAAUACCCAGGAAAUGGAUGCUGGAGAUUACACUUGUGUGGCUUCCAACACUGCCGGCACCUCAUCAGGAAAGGUUGCUCUUGAUGUUGGAGAUGCACCAAAGUUCAUCCAAAAACCAUUAAACCUGACAGCGGACAUCGGCUCCAAUGUGACCCUACCGUGCCAAGCCCAAGGCUAUCCAGAUCCACAGGUCACCUGGAGCAGACAGGAUGGUUUGCCCCUUUUUAUUAAGCACCACGGACAUAGCACCAUUACUCAAGACAAGGGAGGUCUUCAUAUCACCAAACUGUGGGUUGAGGAUGAGACAGAAUAUGUCUGUGAGGCUUACAACCAUUUUGGCAAGAUCCAAACCCAAGCAAGCAUCACUGUGACCGGACUGGUGCCGCCUAUCAUUGCAAUGAGUCCGGUGGUGAUCAGUGUGCUCAAAGACCAGAUGGUGACUUUACCCUGUGUAAUGUUGGCUGGCAAUCCGCUGCCUGAGAGACAGUGGUUACACAACUAUGGCCUUGUGACCUCAGAUGAGUAUGUGACCAUAUGGAGGGAUGGCAGUCUGCACAUUGAGCGAGUUCGGCUGGACGAUGCUGGUGACUACACUUGCUUGGCUGAGAGCGUUGUUGGGGCCACCAACCACACCACCACUGUCAACGUCUAUGUGAUUCCAUCCAUUCAGCAUGGCCCUCAAGUUUUCAGCACAAUUGAGGGGAAACCCAUCUCUCUGCCCUGCCAUGCCAGUGGAAUACCUAAACCCAAGAUCACCUGGUCUAAGGGUGGCGAACUUGUGAACUUGGGUGGUCCAGCCUUCUCUUUGGACUCUGACAGCAGCCUGCUCAUUGCCUCACCCUCUGGAAAUGAGACAGGAGAGUUCCUCUGCACAGCUGCCAAUACUGCCGGUCACACCUCGAGAAAAGUUCAGCUUACUGUCUAUGUCCGCCCUAGGACCAAGGCUGGCGGUGCCAGUGGCCCCUCUGAUCUAAUGAGAAUGUCAGUGAUAGAGGGUGAGGAUGCAAUUUUGCCAUGUGAUGUCCACAGUGUCCCUCCACCCUCCAUUAGCUGGGCCAAGGAGAAGCAGCUCAUCUCUCCUUACUCCCUGAGGCACAACCAGCUCCUUUCAGGCUCACUGAAGAUCUUAGAGAGCAAAGUGUCAGACAGUGGGCUCUAUGUGUGUGUGGCCUCCAACAUUGCUGGCAACCUAACUCAAUCAUUUGAACUGAGUGUUCUGGUGCCCCCGAGUAUUCAGACUGGUCCCAAGGUCAUGAAAGUCCAUAUGGGUCAUCCUGUCGAGCUUCUGUGUAUAGCGCAAGGGGUACCGAAGCCAACCCUUUCCUGGACGAAGAAUGGCAGGAGGUCUCCAAUGUCACCUGACGGCAGUCUCACUUUGAGCCCAGUGGGACUGGACGAUGGAGGAACUUACACCUGUACAGCAGCCAACAUUGCAGGCAGUGAUGAAGCUCAAGUUCAACUACUAAUACAAGUUCCACCAGUGGUCGAAGUAUUGGAGCCCCCAUUCAACAGUCCCUUACAGGAGAGAAUUGCAAACCAACGUAUCGCCUUCCCCUGCCCUGCCAAAGGCCUUCCCAAACCAGUGAUUCGAUGGUUGCGUAAUGGCCAGGAGCUGACUGGUAAUGAGCCCGGUGUGUCUAUCCUGGAGGAUGGCACACUGUUGAUUUUGGCAUCUUUGUCACCGCUGGACGACGGGGAGUAUGUCUGUGCUGCCGCUAAUGAUGCUGGGUCCACAGAGAGGAAGUACAAGCUCAAAGUCAAUGUGCCCCCCACACUCCGUGACAGUGAUGCAUCAGGAAACCUGUCUGUGGUUCAGAGCCAGCCCACCAAUUUGGCGUGUGAUAUAACAGGAAGUCCGACCCCAGUAAUCACCUGGUUCAGAGACGGAAUUCCUGUAGAGGCUAGUAACAGCAUUGAGAUUCUCGAUCAGGGCAAAACCUUAAAACUACUGAAGGCAGCCAUAGCAGAUGCGGGCAGCUACACCUGUAAAGCCAUCAACAUUGCUGGCAGCACAGAAAAAUACUUCUUUGUGGAUGUACUGGUCCCACCAACAAUUGCAGCGUCAGACUCCCCCCAAGAUAUGUCUGCAAUUCUCAAACAGGAGAUCAGUUUGGAGUGCAAAACGAAAGGUGUGCCAUUUCCCACGAUCCAGUGGUACAAGGACCGAAAGGUGGUAUUUCUCGGGGAUCCAAACUUGGAGGUCACGAAUCAUGGUCAAGUUUUAAGAAUAAAGAGUGUCCGUCUAGGAGACCAGGCGACGUAUCAAUGUAGUGUCAUGAAUAGAGCAGGCAAACAGUCCAAGGACUUCAAUCUCAGCGUGUAUGUUCCCCCAUCCUUAAAAGGUGGAAACAAAACAACAGAAGUCACCGCACUGCUGGACACAGUCGUCACACUUGAGUGUGAGGCACGGGGAGUACCACUCCCCAUCGUCACCUGGUACCGAAAAGGAGAGGCCGUCCUGUCUAGCCGUCAGUCUCAGUACAUAGAGCAGGGUCGUUACCUGAAGAUCCCUCGGGUGCAGGCAUCUGAUGCUGGGCAAUACACCUGCAAGAUGACCAGUGUGGCCGGGACAGCUGAAAAGAGCUUUGAGCUUGAUGUCUACUUGCCUCCUUCCAUCGAAGGGCGACAGAGCGGGGCUUCUGAAAGAAAGGUAGUUCUCGGUAAGCCUCUCAUCUUGGAGUGUGAGGCAGGUGGCUACCCUCCCCCUUCCCUUACCUGGCUGAAGGAUGGAGUUCCAGUGCAAGAUGGAGACAGUGUUCAUGUCCUCGAGCAAGGGAGGAAACUAAAACUCCUGUCAGCCAUGGUUUUGGACUCGGGACGCUAUGUUUGUGUGGCAACGAGCAUUGCUGGGGAGACAGAGGUCAAAUACGACGUCAGAGUUUUGGUGCCGCCUUUAAUUGAUGGAGGAGAUGAAAUGACUGACAGCAAUGUAAUAAUAAACAGUCCUCUGGAGCUGGACUGCCACGCCACUGGGGCUCCUGCACCCGCCAUAACGUGGUAUAAAAAUGGUCAACUUGUCACACAUGGCGAGGGGCUUCGACUUGCAGCCAAUGGAUGGCGACUGAUUAUCCCCCGCACUCAGGUCUCGGACACAGGUCGCUUUCAAUGUGUGGCCACCAAUGAAGGAGGAGACCAUGAGAAAGACUUCAAUGUGGUUGUACAAGUUCCUCCAUUGAUUCGAUCCCCUGGGACUGCUGAACGUGCGGUGGUUCUGCAUAAACCAAUCAGUCUGGAGUGCAUCUCCAGUGGCAUCCCUGCGCCCACCAUUACCUGGCUUAAAGACAGUCGACCUGUUGAUACAUCACAGGGGCACUUUAAGCUGGAGUCAGCAGGCAGAGUGCUAAAGGUCAAAGGGGCAAGACAAGAGGAUUCUGGGAAAUACACCUGUCUGGCCACAAAUGCUGCUGGUGAAGCUCAAAAAAACAUACGGCUCAGUGUCCAUGUGCCCCCCACAAUCUCCACCACUGGAGACAUCAUCAACCAGACCAUCCUGUCAGGCUUCUCUACUGAGCUUGAGUGCAAGGCUGCAGGCAGUCCAUUACCUGCGAUAACAUGGUACAAAGAUGGCCGACCUCUGACAAGUGCAGCGGGCGUGACUGUGCUAAAACGUGGCCAGGUGCUUGAGAUUGAAAGAGCUCAGCUAUCUGAUGCAGGGAUAUACAGAUGUGUGGGAGUCAACUUGGCUGGAGUUGCAGAGAUAUCCCGCAGUUUGCAGGUGUUUGUGCCUCCAGUCAUCUCGAGCCGAGGUGGCACGGUAACUGUGGUAGUGAACGAGGCUGGUAGACUGGAAUGUGAGGCCACUGGAGUGCCCUUACCUGGUCUCACCUGGCUCAAAGAUGGCAGCCCUGUGACAAGUGUAUCCCAUGGCAUACAGGUCUUGUCCGGUGGCAGGGUGCUGUCUCUGAGCAGUGUACAGGUGAGUGACACGGGCAGGUAUACUUGUGUUGCUGUCAACGCUGGAGGAGAGCAACAGCGAGAUUAUGAUCUCCGGGUUUAUGUGCCGCCCGACAUCAAGGGUGAGGAAAUGAACGCCACCGUGAUGCUCGGUAGUCCUGUGGAGCUGCACUGUCUGAGCGAUGCCAUUCCCCCACCAACUCUGUUGUGGCGCAAAGAUGGUCGCCCACUCUUCAGGAAACCUGGUCUGACUCUCUCAGCAGAUGGAAGUUUGCUCAAGAUUGCCAGUGCUCAGGUGCACGACUCUGGCAGAUAUACCUGUGAGGCCACAAACAUUGCUGGCAAGACAGAGAAGAAUUAUAACGUGAACGUGUGGGUUUCUCCCAGUAUUCGAGGCUCAGAAGAGGUGUCACCGCUCACAGUGAUUGAAGGAAGUCUCAUCACACUGGUGUGUGAAUCCAGUGGAAUACCACCUCCCAGUCUGAGCUGGAGGAGGGAUGGUGCGGUGCUCCAGCAUGACCAGCGGCUCAGGGUUUUGUCAGGCGGUCGUCAGCUCCAGAUUUCCAGUGCUCAGAGGGCAGAUACAGCUUCCUAUGUCUGUAUGGCCUCCAAUGCAGCCGGCAGCACCUCCAAGGAGUACAGCCUGCAAGUUUAUGUCCGGCCUUCCAUCAGACGCAGGGAGGGCAGCGCAGAUGACGUCAUUGUGACAAAAGGAGGCAAUGUGACAUUGCAGUGUGCUGCAGAUGGCGUGCCACGGCCAGCAGUCAGCUGGCUGAAAGAUGGACGACCCAUCACAGGCUUGCAUGGGGCUAAGCUUCUGAAUGAGGGAAGGCUGCUUCAGAUUAAAGAUGCUAAGGUUUCAGACACAGGACGCUACACUUGUAUGGCUGUUAAUGUGGCAGGGCAGGCAGACAGCAAGCAUGACAUCAGUGUGCAUGUCCCACCUACUAUCAUUGGUGAGGUUCAGUUCCCAAAAAAUGUCAGUGUUGUUGUGAAGAACACUGUGGCUCUUAGCUGUGAGGCUUCUGGUAUUCCUCUUCCUGCCAUCACCUGGCUGAAGGAUGGUCGGCCAAUCAGAGGCACCAGUUCUGUUCGUGUUCUUUCAGGUGGACGUAACCUGCGUCUAAUGCAUGCUGUGGUGGAGGAUGCUGGGAGGUACACCUGCAUUGCAUCAAACAGUGCUGGAGAAGAAAAGAAGAAUUUUGACCUUGAUGUCCUUGUUCCACCAAGCAUUGUAGAACAAGGAAGUGUUACAGACACAAAAGUGAAGGAGAGGCACAACAUUACUCUGACCUGUGAGGCCUCAGGUAACCCAAUUCCAGAAAUUACAUGGCUAAAAGAUGGGAAAGAACUGGUGCCUGAUAGGCACAACCAUGUCUUGUCUUAUGGACGUUACCUCCAAAUUUCUGGUGUGCAAGUGGCUGACACUGGCAGAUACAGCUGCCUGGCAUCGAACAAUGCAGGGGAUCGCAGCCGCCAUUUCAACCUCAAUGUCCUGGUUUCUCCUACCAUUGCUGGAUCAGGACCGGAUGGUUUGGCAGAAGAAGUGACGGUAACCCUGAGUAGCCCCACCUCACUGGUGUGUGAAGUUCAGUCGUACCCGCCUGCGCUGAUCACCUGGCUCAAAGAUGGCAUAACGUUCGAAUCCAGUCAUAAUGCCAGAGUUCUUCCAGGUGGGCGAACCCUGCAGAUUCUUAAGGCAAAGGAAGGCGAUGCGGGGCGUUACACUUGUGUCGCCACUAAUGAAGCUGGAGAGACACUCAAGCACUAUGAUGUCAAAGUAUAUGUCCCCCCACAAAUCGAUAAAAAUGAUAUUCCAGGCGAAGGACUGACCCCGAAAGAAGUCAAGGUCAAGGUCAACAGCACACUUACCCUGGAGUGUGCAGCUCAGGCCUUUCCUACCCCAGCGUUGCAGUGGUACAUGGACGGAAAGAUUCUGCGGGCAGAUGAGCAUGUGUCCAUCACAGCUAAUGGUCGGAUUGUUCAGAUCAGACAUGCUCAGGUGUCAGACACUGGUCGCUACACUUGCAUAGCCACUAAUGUAGCGGGAGAGGACGAGAAGGACUUUGAUGUAAAUAUACAAGUUCCUCCUAGUUUCAACAGACCCGCUGGAAUUGGUGAUACACUGUCCCCAUCAGGCUUCGGAGUGGAUGCUCGUGAUGUGAUACUCAAUAAUCCAAUCUCUUUGUAUUGUGAGACCAAUGCUGUACCCCCUCCUACACUCACGUGGUACAAAGAUAUCCAGCCACUGACCUCUAAUGACAAUAUUCUGAUCAUGCCAGGAGGAAGAGUGUUACAGAUCCCCAGGACUCGGACGGAGGACUCGGGCAGAUACACAUGUGUGGCAGUCAAUGAAGCAGGCGAAGACUCCAUUCACUAUGAUGUUAGAGUAUUAUGGCCCCCUACUAUACGAGGAAUACACAGAGAUAUACCUGAUGAGGUGACAGUCUUGGCCAAUAAAACAAGUAUUUUGGAAUGCCACGUGAAUGGAAACCCCGUCCCCAAGAUUACCUGGUUUAAAGACAGUGAGCCAGUCAGCCCUGAUGGCCCUCAUAGGAUUCUGUCCAAUGGCAGAACACUUCAGGUGUUGACGGCUCAAGUGUCUGACACAGGACGCUAUGUGUGUGUGGCUGACAAUGUGGCUGGAAGUGUUGAAAAAUCCUUUCAUCUGAAUGUGCACGUUCCUCCAACUAUUUUAGGCCUAAACCAUGAGAAUGUGACAGUAGUGAUCAACAACUUUGUCUCCCUGUCGUGUGAAGCCACUGGUUUACCGCCUCCUACCUUGAGUUGGUUAAAUGACAGGGGUCCAAUUCAGGCCAACCCCAAUGCACUCAUCAUGCCGGGUGGUCGUACUUUACAAAUCCUGAAAGUCAAAGUAUCCGAUGGUGGAAAGUACAGUUGUGUUGCCAUGAAUGCAGCAGGAGAGGCUUACAAGAACAUAUACCUGACAGUUUUUGUUCCCCCGAGUAUCCGGGACAAUAACGGGGAUUCUCCUGUGAUUGUCAAUGUGCUUGCGGGUAAACCAGUGACUCUGGAGUGUGAAUCCAAUGCAGUACCACCUCCCACCAUCACCUGGUACAAGAAUGGAAGGAUGGUGACAGAGUCUGUCAACUUGCACGUGCUGGCUGGGGGGCAGACGCUUCAGAUCAGAAGCUCAGAGGUGUCUGAUACUGGGCAAUAUGUCUGCAAGGCCACUAAUGUUGCUGGUCAGGUGGACAAAAACUUCCACCUGAAUAUUCAUGUUCCUCCUGAUAUCGAUGGCCCAGCUGAGGAAAAGGUUGUAGAAACUAUCAAUAACCCAGUCACCUUUGCCUGUGAUGCCACUGGGAUCCCUCCUCCCAGUCUCAUGUGGCUGAAGAAUGGACAACCAAUAGAGAGCUCCGGUUCUUUGGAAAUGCACAUCUUCUCUGGAGGCAGCAAGCUUCAGAUUGCACGGUCACAGAUGUCUGACCGUGGCACUUACACUUGUUUGGCUUCCAACGUGGAAGGCAAAGUGCAGAAAAACUACCACCUCACCAUACAAGUCCCUCCUAGUAUCUCUGGGUCAGAGCUACCCAGUGAGAUUGGAGUCUUGCUAAAUGAAAGCAUACAGCUGACAUGUCAAGUCCAGGGAUCGCCAACUCCGACAAUCCAAUGGUUAAAAGAUGGAGAAGUCAUCAACAAUGCAGGGAAUAAGGACUUCAGGAUCAGUCCAGAUGGCAGCAUUCUCACUGUGACUGCUGCCCACACCACUCACAGUGGCAAGUACACCUGUGCAGCCUCCAACAGUGCAGGAGAAGAAGACAUGAUAUUCAAUUUGAAUAUAUAUGUGCCUCCUGUGAUCGAGGGCAUCAGUCAGAAAGUUGAGGAAUUGACCACAGUCCUUGACAGCACAGUCAACAUCGAGUGUGUUGCAACAGGAUCUCCUCUGCCACAGCUUAAUUGGCUCAGAAAUGGCCUUCCCCUUGCAGUGUCCUCACACAUACGUCUUCUCUCUGCUGGCCAGGUGCUCCGGAUUACACGCACCCAAGUGUCAGAUGGUGGCACCUACACCUGUGUCGCAUCAAAUAGAGCAGGAGUUGACAACAGACAUUACAACCUACAUGUGCAUGUCCCCCCAGUUCUGGAUAGCGCAGGAAUCACAGAGGACAUGACUGUAGUUAGAGGAAACCUGGUUUCUCUGCUGUGUUUCGCUGAUGGAACUCCAGCCCCAUCUGUCACCUGGCUCAAAGAUGGGGGACAGCUCUCAUCAGAGAAGCAACUGAGACUACUGAACCAAAAUACUACUAUGCAGAUCCUCCAGACUCAAGUCAGCGACACAGGACUCUACACGUGUAUCGCUAGCAACACAGCUGGUCAAGCAAGCCGUCACUUUAACUUGAAAGUGCUUGAACCUCCACAAAUCGAGGGAUCUGGUGUAGCUGCAGAAGUGUCUGUGGUGGUUAAUAAUGUACUGGAGCUUCAGUGUGAGGCCUCAGGUAUCCCUCCACCCGCCUUGACAUGGCUGAAGGAUGGACGUCCCCUCCUCCAAACAGACAGCCUGCGACUCCUUCAAGGAGGAAAAGUGCUCCGUGCGGCCGCAGCACAGUUGGAGGACACUGGCAGAUACAGCUGCUUAGCCAACAGCCCAGCAGGCGAUGAUGACAAAGAGUUCUUAGUGCGAGUGCAUGUUCCCCCGAACAUUGUGGGGGAGAGCACACCUCAGGAGGUGUCAGUGUUGCAGAACAGACAGGUGACUCUGGAAUGCAAGUCUGAUGCUGUUCCACCUCCAACUCUAAACUGGCUCAAAGAUGGUCAACCAUUGCAGUUGUCUGCACGUGUGCGCGUUCUCUCAGAGGGCCGCUACUUACAGAUCAACAUGGCCACGCUCGGUGACAAGGCUCAAUAUACCUGCGUGGCCAGUAACAUCGCUGGCAAGACCACACGAGAAUUUAACCUGAUUGUCAAUGUGGCCCCAACAAUCAAAGACGGCCCUCAGGCACUGUCAGUUCGUAUUAAUAAGCCAGCCGUGCUUGAGUGUAUUGUAAGUGGUGUACCAGCACCUCGAGUCACGUGGAGGAAACAUGGAGCCAUAUUGGCUGGAAAUAACCCCAGGUACACAUUUAUGGAGGAUGGCUCAUUGCACAUCCACUCUGUACAAGUGACUGACACCGGCCGCUAUUUGUGCAUGGCAACAAACCCAGCUGGCACACAACGCAAGAGAGUAGAUCUUGAAGUACACGUGCCUCCGUCUAUUCUUGAUGGACGCACCAAUGUGACGGUUACGGUUAAUGUUCAGACCACCCUCUCUUGUGAGGCCAGUGGCAUACCCAAGCCCUCUGUGAUCUGGCUGAAAAACGGCCGAGGAAUCAAUACUGACCAGAACCAGAAUAUGUACAGGUUGCUUUCAUCGGGCUCUCUAAUAGUGAUAGCGCCCACAGUGGAGGACACGGCUUUGUAUGAGUGUGUUGUCUCAAACGAGGCAGGGGAAGAUGCCAGAUCCAUCAAUCUCACUGUCCAAGUUCCUCCAUCAAUAGCCGAUGAACCCACAGACCUGGUUGUAACGAGAUUGUCCCCAGUGGUCAUUGCCUGUACUGCAUCAGGCAUCCCAGAUCCCACAAUUCACUGGAGCAAAGACGGCGUCAAGCUGGUCACACAGGGACAAGGAUACAGAAUCUUGCAUACAGGUCAAGUAGAAAUAAACUCAGCUGAGCUCAGUCAUGCAGGACGCUACUCAUGCACAGCCAAGAAUGCUGCAGGCUCUACUCAUCGCCAUGUGCAGCUUAUAGUGCAAGAGCUUCCUGUGAUCCAUUCACACCCAUCCGCACUGGAGGUGAUCCUCAACAAUCCAAUCUUGCUACCCUGCAGGGCCACGGGCUCACCAAGGCCGACAAUCACCUGGCAGAAGGAGGGCAUCAAUAUACAUACCACAGGUGGAAGUUUCACAGUGCUACCUAACGGAGGUCUACAGAUCACCAAGGCAUCUGUGUCCAACUCUGGAACUUAUAUAUGUGUAGCUCAAAACCCAGCGGGUACAGCCCUGGGAAAGACCAAACUCAGAGUACAGGUACCUCCAGUCAUCAGCUCAGAAACCCAGAAAUACCUGGCUCCUGUGGACUCCUCCGUGAUGCUGCAGUGUCACUCGGAUGGCGUCCCUCCACCUUCUGUCACAUGGCACAAAGAUGGGCAGCCCCUGGGGGAAUCUGUACGUCAGCGGGUGCUCGGUUCAGGCUCCCUUCAGAUCGCAUUCAUCCAGCCGGGCGAUACGGGAAGAUACACUUGCACUGCUGCCAAUGCCGUGGGAAGCACGAGCCUGGAGAUGAGCCUGACUGUGCAAAUUCCCCCCUCCAUUCAUGACUUAGCACAGGAAGUAGUUGUGUUGGAAAGUAAUCAGGCCCAGCUAGCAUGUGUGACAAAGGGCGUUCCUCAACCAACCCUGUCUUGGGAGAAGGAUGGUGUUCCUUUCGGAGAGGGAACUGGGGAGUACACCAUUUUACCCUCUGGGGAGCUGGUUAUCGAUACUGCUCAGCCUGGUGAUGCGGGCAGUUAUACAUGUGUUGCCACCAACGAAGUGGGUCAUGACAGUCAGACAGUGACCCUGUCUGUUCAUACCCACCCUGUCUUCACCGAGUUGCUUGCAGACGUCUCCCUCAACAAGGGCGAGCGCCUCCUGCUGGACUGUGGAGUCAGUGGGAUCCCCCCGCCUAGGAUCACAUGGGCCUUCAACAACAACAUAAUUCCAGUUCACUAUGAUCACAUGAGCGGCCACAGUGAGUUGGUGAUAGAGAGAGUGAAUAAAGAAGAUGCUGGCACUUAUACCUGUAUGGCAGAAAACUCAGUUGGAAGUAUCAAGUCUUUGGGCUUUGUCCAUGUCAAAGAGCCUCCCAUUAUUGAUGGGGACCUUAACUCCAAUCGUAUUGAACCUUUGGGCGGCAAUGCCAUCCUGAACUGUGACGUUCGGGGAGACCCACUUCCCACCAUCCUGUGGAGUAAAAAUGGAAUAAACUUGCACAUAAACAACCGCAUUCGUCAACUGGACAACGGUUCUCUAGCUAUCUAUGGCACAGUGGUUGAUGAUGCAGGCAACUAUAUUUGUGUGGCAACGAAUGAUGCUGGUGUUGUGGAAAGAAGUGUCACGCUGACCUUGCAGAGUGCACCCACCAUUAUAGUAGAGCCUGUAACAACAGUGGUGGAUGCUGGCACUACAUUGGUGCUCAACUGCCAGGCGGAGGGUGAGCCUACCCCCGUGAUAGAAUGGUCCAGUCAAGGGCGUACUCUAUUGGGCCGCGACCACUUCUCCACUCUGUCUAAUGGCUCCCUUAGGGUAAACAGUGCCCAAAAGGAGGACACAGCUGAAUAUGAAUGUGUGGCUAGAAACCUACUUGGAUCAGUACUGGCUCGGGCUGGAUUAACUGUUCAAGUUCAUGGAGGCUACGCCGAGUGGGCUGAGUGGGGCCCUUGUAGUUUAACAUGUGGGAUUGGUUCUCAGAAGAGGCAAAGACAAUGUAACAGUCCUCUUCCUGCCAAUGGAGGACGCCACUGUGCAGGAUCAGACACGGAGACACGCAGUUGUCACGGGAAGCCUUGUCAGGUUGACGGUAACUGGUCAGAGUGGUCUUUGUGGGAGGAGUGCUCUCGUACCUGUGGUCAUGGUAACAGAACAAGAAUGCGGACCUGCACUAACCCCCCAGCUCAGCAUGGAGGGUGGCCAUGUGAGGGAAGGACCAUGGAAGUCAUCAUGUGCAGUGUCCGGCCUUGUCCAGUGGCAGGUGGCUGGGGGCCUUGGCUACCUUGGAGCCCAUGCAGUGAGACCUGUGGAAAGGGUACGCAGUCCAGAAUCCGACUGUGCAACAACCCCCCGCCAGCAUUUGAUGGAUCACCGUGUGAGGGCACAGACACACAAACACAAGUGUGCAAGGAGAGACUAUGUCCUGUGGAUGGGAAGUGGUCAUCGUGGGUGAGCUGGGGAGCCUGCAGCGUUUCUUGUGGGGGCGGAACCAAGCAGAGAACACGCCUCUGUGCCAGCCCUGCCCCACAAUACGGUGGCAGGCAGUGUGACGGCAACGACGUACACAUUGACUUUUGUAAUAGUGACCCCUGUCCAAUAAAUGGGAACUGGGGUCCAUGGAGCAGCUGGGGCAGUUGCAGCAAGACUUGCAAUGGGGGGCAGAUGAGGCGUUACAGGACAUGUGAUAACCCCAGGCCGGCCAAUGGUGGCAGAGCAUGUGCAGGCGCGGAUGCACAAAUACAGAGAUGCAAGACAGCCACGUGUCCUGUUGACGGUAAUUGGGGACUAUGGCAGUCUUGGGGAGAAUGCUCUGCUUCCUGUGGGGGUGGAGAAAGGAGACGCAUGCGUCUCUGUAAUACCCCAUCACCAAGCAACGGUGGUCGCCUGUGCCCAGGAGACUCCUCCCAGCUGUCCAGGUGUAACAUCAAGGCCUGUCCAGGUGGGCCACAGAUGGCACGAGGAAGCAUAAUAGGGAAUAUCAACGAAAUCGAGUUAGGUAUCGCCAUACUGAAUGCCACCAUCAUAGACACCACAUCGAGUGGCAGACUCAUCAAAGCAUCUAUUUCAAAUAUACCAAGAUCAUUAGGGCCUGCAAUGAGGAAGCUCAUCUCCAUCCUCAAUCCCAUCUACUGGACCACUGCACAGGAGGUAGGAGAAGCUGUCAAUGGGUAUACAUUAACCGGAGGUAUCUUCAGGCGAGAAACGCAGGUGGAAUUUGCCACAGGUGAGAUUCUGAGGAUGACUCACAUUGCCCGGGGCUUAGACUCAGAUGGAGCAUUGUUACUGGACAUAGUAGUGAAUGGACAAAUCCUCCAGCUGCCCUCACAUGUUGACAUCAGCAUCAAGGACUACACAGAGGACUACAUCCAGACAGGUCCAGGCCAGCUCUACGCUUUGUCCACACGCAUGUUCAGCAUUGACAGGGAGAGCGUGCCCUACUCUUGGAACCACACCAUCUCCUACGACGUGUCCAGGGGCAAGAUGCCCUACCUGGUGGAGAUGCUUCAUGCCACAGCCAUCAGCGCUCAGUAUCAUGCCUUGGAAAAGGUGCUGGAAUACAGCAUCCAAGCUCGUAUCAGCAAGGGUGAUCGUAGUAACCGGUGUCCUCAUGGGUUCACUUUGGUUUCUGCAGGCCCAUACUGUGCAGAUGAGAAUGAGUGUGAAGUGGGAAAUCCCUGUUCUCAUGCAUGUCACAACGCCAUGGGCACCUACUACUGCUCUUGUCCCCGUGGGCUCACGAUCUCAGCGGACGGCAGGACCUGUCAAGAUAUUGACGAGUGUUUGCUGGGUGCGAACGUGUGUCAUGCCGGACAGGACUGUGAGAACACUAUUGGAUCGUACCGCUGCGUUAUGCGCUGUGGCCGCGGCUUCAGGAGAACUGCUGACGGUCACAGUUGCACAGAUAUAAAUGAGUGCCAGGAGUCCAAUCCGUGCAAUCAACACUGUCUUAACACCAUUGGUAGUUAUCGGUGCACCUGUGAGCCCGGUUUUCAGCUCAGAAACCGACGCUGUGUUGAUAUAAAUGAGUGCAGACAGAGGGUUUGUCGAUCAGACCAGCAGUGUAAAAAUACACGUGGGGGUUACAACUGCAUUGACCUGUGCCCCGGUGGUAUGACCAAGAGUGCCAAUGGGACAUGUGUAGAUAUUGACGAGUGCAGGGAUGGCAUCCAUCAGUGCAGAUAUAACCAGAUCUGUGAAAACACCAGAGCGAGUUACCACUGCACGUGUCCACGUGGCUACCGAUCUCAGGGUGUGGGCAGGCCCUGUGUUGAUAUAAAUGAAUGUGAGCGGCUUCCGCAGCCCUGUGCCCACCGGUGCGUCAACAGUCCAGGCAGCUUUAGGUGCACCUGCCCACCGGGGCGCUACCUGCUGGGGGAUGGCAAGUCUUGCGCCGGGCUUGAGCGCCUGCCAACGUAUGAGACUUACUCAUAUGGCUUCCGAACAUCACAGUCCUACCCUGAACGCAAACCCUACCAGCGUCUCUACCACAACUUGGCCUCUCACAGCUAUCACUCCUUCACCGCCAACACAAGGGGGCACGACAGUGGCCGUAGCCGCAGAGGAGUCCGCAUUAACUCAGCGCAUCAGGGCCCCGGAGCUUGUCAGGAGGGGUUUGUGUCCAAGGAUGGCCGCUGCUUAGAUAUCAACGAGUGUGAGGUGAGGGAUGCCUGCCAGCACGAGUGUAUGAACACACCAGGGAGCCACAGGUGUCUUUGCCCGGCUGGUUACCACCUCAUGACCAACGGCAAGACAUGCCAAGAUAUAGACGAGUGUCUUGAGCAGAGCAUCCAAUGUGGAUCCAACGGCGUGUGCUUCAACAUGAGAGGAAGUUACCAAUGCAUUAACACACCUUGUCCACCAAACUACCAGAGAGAGCCCACCACAGGGUUCUGUCUGAAGAACUGUCCUCCAAAUGACCUUGAAUGCGCUCUGAGCCCUUACGCCCUCGAGUACAAGCUGCUGUCUCUUCCCUUCGGAAUCGCAGCCAACCAAGACCUCAUCCGACUGGUGGCCUACACGCAGGAUGGCGUGAUGCACCCGCGGACAACCUUCCUUGUGGUGGACGAGGACAUCACGUUGCCUUUCGCCAUUCGAGAUGAGAACCUCAAAGGGGUGCUGUUUACUACUCGACCUUUACGAGAGCCUCACACGUACCGCAUGAAGGUGCGAGCCCUGUCCUACAGUGAAGACGGAGGCAUUGAGUAUCAGACCACCUUCAUCGUCUACAUCGCCGUCUCGGCCUACCCCUACUGAGAGCACUUUAAAUGACGCCAGGCUGAAGGUGCGUCGGGCUUCGGUUGCAUCCUCCUCAUGCAGCUCCACUGGGAUACACUGCGUUCACAUCGAGAGAAUGAACUAAGAACAUUGACUUGUGUGUGAGGGAGGGGCUUUUGGAAAAAGUGGAUUGAAAGAAAAAACAUGUCAUGGCUAUUUAUUUGUUUUAAUUCCUGUCCUCGUGUUUGUAAGGCCUUGGUUAAUCAAUAAAUGAUUGUUUCCUGUCACUCACAAAACGCUCACCAGAUGCACAGAAAGGCAUGGUCACUAGUUGGUCAAAAGUAUUGGGACAUGUGGCCGUUACACCGACAGGAAGUGAAAAUAUAAGCAUUUGUGAGAUGUGAUGGAACUGAGUGAAAACGUGCUGGCCAACCAUCUCUCUUUUAUGAGCCUGAGCUCUGGUGCACAUCAUGCUGGAACAGGAAAGGGCCUCGACCAAACUCGUCCUACAUGAAAAGGAUUAUCCAAAGUGUCUCGAUAGGUCUUGAUGAGUUAAGAUUGAGGAGGAACUAAAUCCAACCCCUGGUUGAUUAAUUGACUUGGUGUGUCCCAAGGUUUUUUGUUUAAAUACUCAAAGCUUUAACUUAUUGGGAAGUUCUUGAACAUAAUUACAUUGUGGAGAAGUGUCAUUUUAUAUGUGGCAUAAAGGCACACUGAGGAAGCAUCCCAUCAUACCCACGCAUCAUGAAAACCCUGGUUUAUGUCAUCCUGUUUUCCACCAGCUGAGAUUUAUUUUAUUUUAAACUUGUACAUAAGUGUUGUUUGUU
Messenger RNA from Phycodurus eques (leafy seadragon), 17887 nucleotides. RefSeq names its product hemicentin 1 (gene hmcn1). Lineage: Eukaryota; Metazoa; Chordata; Actinopteri; Syngnathiformes; Syngnathidae. Gene Ontology annotation, biological process: synapse organization; homophilic cell-cell adhesion. The record is from RefSeq and is a predicted model, not a curated record. Gene Ontology annotation, molecular function: calcium ion binding; axon guidance receptor activity. Gene Ontology annotation, cellular component: axon; neuronal cell body; plasma membrane.